Puccinia graminis f. sp. tritici CRL 75-36-700-3 is the source of this 658-nucleotide messenger RNA. RefSeq lists its product as uncharacterized. The record is from RefSeq and is a predicted model, not a curated record. NCBI's taxonomy places the organism in Eukaryota, Fungi, Basidiomycota, Pucciniomycetes, Pucciniales, Pucciniaceae. The transcript is spliced from 2 exons. The coding region runs from base 119 to 610 and encodes 163 amino acids.
UCGUUGUCCACCUUGUUUGCUUCGUAAUACGCUCAGAGAAUCUUUCAUUUCUAUCCACGGCUGGUUGUGGAGACCAUCAGCUUGAACUACAUAAAUAAUACGCUCUUCACAAACAACCAUGUCGCCCAAUGUUCAUGUUGACCGAGUCUCUGAAGGCGCUGAUUUCCAUUCGGUGGGAUCACGCGGAGUGGAUCACCCAUCUUCAUCUAUCACUUGCUCAGAGGGGAAGCCGGACAAGCCCUGCAGGGCUAUUCGAGCAAGCACGCCGUCGAAGUACCUAAGAAGAACAGGAUUGGUGCCAAACCGAGCACAUCUCAAAAUUGACGUUGGAUACAAAACCAGCAUCAUAUCGUCUUCCUCUUCAUCCACAACAUCACCCUCCUCGACAGCAAUUACCUCCAGCAUUGGUUGCAAAUUUUCGACCACUCAUCGAGACACUCCGACCUUACCAAGUCUAACUGAAUCCAAUUUAGCCCGAUUGAUGAAGCAACUCAAACUGUCUACCCACGCGUAUUCUUCCGAUUGCUCCUUUGAUUCUACCCCGCACACUGCGAUGGAAAUAUCAUAUUUUUCUGAUGGAUCCAGUACCCACUCCGGUUCAGCUUCCUAGUGAAACUCACUCGUCGUCUACAUUAAUCAACCAUGAACCAUCAUCCAA